Messenger RNA from Acyrthosiphon pisum (pea aphid), 2019 nucleotides. It is a transcript of the gene Kcmf1, whose product is annotated as potassium channel modulatory factor 1. The transcript has 8 exons. Bases 337 to 1494 code for a protein of 385 amino acids. Gene Ontology annotation, cellular component: plasma membrane. The record is from RefSeq and is a predicted model, not a curated record. Gene Ontology annotation, molecular function: zinc ion binding. NCBI's taxonomy places the organism in Eukaryota, Metazoa, Arthropoda, Insecta, Hemiptera, Aphididae. Gene Ontology annotation, biological process: synaptic signaling.
GGCCAUCCCGUCGUAAUCGGCUGUCGUGAAGUUGCAAAAAAAAAAAACGAACGGGGAUAAAGGAAAAAACGAACUAUCAUCCGUCUUGUUUUAAUUUUAAUUUAUCAUUAUUAUUUUUUUUCCCCUCGUCUCAUGAGUUGUAAAUUCGAUCCGUAAAUCGGCCGAUGCCCGAUUGUGUCUCAAUCGCAAGUUUCAACUCUGCCGGACGCUCGCACGAUCGGUCGCAUUAAAUAAUAAUUGUCAGGAACGCGUGCGGGGUACAUUAUACGAAAUAAAUUUGUUAAUGACCAGAACACAACGCGGCGAGACGACGACGGUAGAGACGGAAUUCGUGAAAUGUCACGUCAUGAAGGUGUUAGCUGUGAUGCAUGUAUGAGAGGAAACUUUAAAGGACGUCGUUUCAAAUGUUUAAAAUGCUACGACUAUGAUCUAUGUGCUCAUUGUUACGAAGCAGGCGCAACCACACCACGUCAUUCAGUUGAUCACCCAAUGCAGUGUAUUUUAACACGUGCUGACUUUGAGCUAUAUUAUGGUGGCGAAUCAUUGGCAUCUGAUCAGCCACAAGCAUUCACAUGUCCUUUUUGUGGACGUAUGGGUCUUACAGAAGUGGUUCUAACAGAACAUGUCACAGCUGAACACCCAGAUUCUACUACUGAAGUUGUGUGCCCAGUUUGUGCAGCACACCCAGGAGGUGAUCCAAAUUUGUUGACUGAUGAUUUUUCAGUUCAUUUACAAAUGCAACAUCGUGCCAGUCCAAGUGUUCCAAGAGAUUUAAUUUCAUUUUUAGAUGAACCUGUUGCAAGACAUUCUGUUCGGCGUAUACCACAGUCUGCAAGAGGUAUGGGAAGUACAAGGGUUCGAAGAGCAAUCAAUUUCAGGUACCGGGCAGCAAAUGGUGGAACGAGAGAUGGUUCGGAUCCAAUUGCUGAGCUAUUAUCACAGUUAAGUGGAGUUCGUAGAGCACAAUCAAAUAGUGUGCCUGGAUCGUCAGCAAGCAGCUCACAAGGCACUCACAAUGUUUCUUCACAGCUGCAACAGUUGCAGAUGCAGCUGCAGCUUGAAAGACAACAAGUCAGGGCUGCAAGACAACAACUAGAACGUCUACCUCGUCGCCAAGGACAUGGCUCAUCUGCAGCAGCUGCAUCAUUAGCUAACAAUAAUAUAGUUGGAUCUGGAGCUCCAACACAAGCUGCUGGUACAUCAUCAAACUUACUUAGUAUUCAAGUUGUAGAUUCAAACUCUAACCAAAAUCAGUCUGCACGUAAUAGUUCAUCACAAUUUCUUAUCAAAUAUAUUGAUGCUCCACUGAAUGAAUCUGAACAGCAGAAAUUGGAAAUAGAUCGUGCUGACCGUAGUUUCUUUAUGCAAGAAUUAUUAUUAUCUAUGUUAACUCCAAAUGGAGCCAUGCCAGCAACAAUAACUGCCAAAAAAGACCAGUCGCCAUUAGCCACAGUAGCUCAACCUCAGAUAUUCUUCACCACCCAGUCGCAAUAGGCAAGCCGUAAUGCAAUCACAAAUUCCACAGCCAGCAGCCAAUGUUAGAAAACAACCUAAAGUCUCUGAUCCAUCACCAUCGCAUUGAACUAAUUGGUAAAAUCCGGUUGCUGCUUAACAAAUUCAACAUGAAAUGUCUAGUCGUGUACUGGUGUUGUGUAACACUUAAAAUUAAAGUAAAAUAUUUAGGAUGAUUUUUUUCGAUAGAUUUCAGUUUAGUUAUAUGCAUAUAUAAACAAAUAUUAAUGAUAACUAAUUCAAAACGGUAUGUUAUAUAUAUAUAUAUAUUUUUGUGUAUUAAAAAAAACAAAAAACAAAAAAAAUAUACUGGUCUUUAAAUAAUUUAACAUUGAUUUAUCGCUUAAGUUAUUAAACUAAUCGCUUGAAUUCAUACGUCUGGAAUUUUAAACGCGGUAUUUCUCUAUUGUGAUAUUGGAAUUAAUAAUUAUAUUUUGUUAAGAACAAAAUUGAAUAUAAAGUUGAUAAACUUAGUAAAUAUAUUGUAAAUAUGUCUAGCCAUUGUUA